Molecule: messenger RNA, 1131 nt
Organism: Fusarium subglutinans
Lineage: Eukaryota; Fungi; Ascomycota; Sordariomycetes; Hypocreales; Nectriaceae
Product: zeaxanthin epoxidase
Exons: 5
Coding region: 1-1131 (376 amino acids)
Molecular function (GO): FAD binding
Source: RefSeq, a predicted model, not a curated record
AUGAUUCCUACUGUAGAUCAACCUGUCCUCAUUAUAGGCGCUGGUAUAAGCGGCCUACUUCUUGCACAGAGUCUAUCACGACAUGGCAUUCCCUUUCGUGUAUUUGAACGUAACACGGACCUUGAAACAUGUGGUGUAGGAUGGGGUCUCACUCUUCUCUGGACGCUGCCCGUCUUGAAAGAUCUUUUGCCUAAACAUUUGUUUAAUCGCUUGCCAGAAGCCUAUGCUGAUCGACAAGCUGUUAUCCAGGGUCUGUCGUCGAGCUUCCCGUUCUUUGACUUGAGUACAGGAGAGCUCAAGGCAUCUGUACCAAAGGCUCCAGAGGCGGAACGUGUCCGAGUCACUAGACAAGGUCUCAGAGCUCUGCUAGCCACUGGGAUUGACAUUGAGUGGGGUAAAGGUGUUGCCGGAGUCGUGUCGAUAAACGACUCUGUCACUGCUUCAUUCGAGGAUGGUAGCUCAGCAAACGGGAGUUUACUCGUCGCAUGUGAUGGAAGUCACUCACGAGUGCGUCGCUCAAUGUUCCCCGAGUGGAAGCUCAAGGACAUUCCUGUUCGAAUGCUAGGCAUCAAGAUGGAGUUAUCACCUUCGCAGAUCAAACCAAUCCGCGACCUUGAUCCCUACUUCUUUCACAGCGCAAAUUCGAGAAAUAAUACCUUCGUAUACUUCAGUGUCCUCGAUGCGCCCGGUAAUCACACCGAUACAGACCGCCCGUACAUCGGGCAACUCUAUAUCUCGUGGCCAUAUCGCGAAGGUUUCCUGAACAGGCCUUCGCCCAUCGAAAUUCCGGAUACACCAGAAGAGAAGUACAAGUUGGUCCAAGAGUUGACUUCCACCUGGGCGGAGUGCUUUCAUCCACUUGUAUCCGCAGUCUCGCUCGACAGCGAGAUGAAAGGACUCAAGAUACAAGACUUGAUCCCCCCGAAAGACUUCCAAACAACUGGUCGAGCUGUACUCAUGGGAGAUGCUCUCCAUGCAAUGGCAAUGUACCGGGGUGAGGGCGCGAAUCAUGUCAUCUUCGAUGUUAAAGACUUUGUAGAACGAGUUGUUCCUACUCUCAACGGCGAUGGCGAUAUAAGAUCCGCGCUAGAUCAUGUAUACAUUCUGGCCAACCUUUCCAGUCUCAACUAA